This is a messenger RNA of Seminavis robusta, 5153 nucleotides long. NCBI's taxonomy places the organism in Eukaryota, Bacillariophyta, Bacillariophyceae, Naviculales, Naviculaceae. The record is from the annotation of a GenBank genome assembly.
AUGAGUGUCCGUGAUGGAUUGUGGUUGGGUUUGUGUCUGGUGGUCCUCUUUGGACUCUCCACUCUGACAACACUCUCGACUUUGCUAGAAGAUGAAGUCGUAGAAGCACCGCAUCGAUGGUUGUCCUCAAGUCGAGUGGACAACAGCACACUUGAUAGAACUAGUAGAACAAGAAGUCUGACAGAAGAUGUUGUCGAAGUGAAUGGCUGUGAGGAAUUCUUGUCCUUUUCCGAUUUGGAUCAUGACCAAAGUCUCUCAGAAUCAGAGUUUGUGAUUCUGGUCAACCUCUUGACGUCUCAGUAUCACGCAGAUGCAUUCGAACAGUUGCCAUUGACAGCACAGCAGCUCUACUACCAAAAGACUUACACUGACAAUAGUCAUCAAUGGGGGUUUCAACAGGAACAGGAUGAGCAACAACAGCAAGUUUGCUCCCAAAUCCAGAAGGCCAUGGCAUCGGCAGUUACUAGUGCUAGUAGUAGUGAUUGCAACGCACACGCGUGGGAUGUCAAUGGCGAUGGAGGCCUCGACAGUGACGAAUUCUGUCAGUUUGUACUCCAAUGGACGACCAAGACUCCUCCAUCUCCAUCUGACGAUGCGUCCUUUCUAGAGCUUCCUCCAGCCGUUCAAGACAUUUUCUGGGAUCAAGCCAUUCAAGAGCUCUCCACUGGCAGUACUAGUAGUACUAGUAGUACUAGUAGUACUAGUGCUAGCAGCAUGGACCCAGGUGUUGGACUCGUGGUCUCGGCUACACAAAUCUGCUUCCAGACACGACAAAUUGAAAAUGCCAUGAUGCAGUCAUCAUCAUCAUCCUCAUUCUCCAAAAAGAGCAGUCAAACACAACUAGAUUCACUGCGCCAGUGCGUCUCACAAGACAUUAUCGUCAGUGUCGACGUACAGAUCACAUGGCCCAAUCAAGAGUUUGCGGCUUGUGACAGUCAGGCACAAGAUGACAGUAUUGGAACCAAUAUUGUCGAUGCCAUGAAUGUCAACUUUGACACUACCGUCACAUCGUGGAGUAGCAUUGGCGCAACAACAGUGACAUUCCAACAACCCUUUACAUUUGAUUUUACACAAGAAGUCGACACGGUCGAUCCCUUUGCCAUUCGACGACGACAACGACAAUUGCAACCCACAUCCAGUACAACCUGUCCGACACGAUCCAACACGUGUACGGUCGAUUAUUGUCGCUGGGGAUGUCUCAUCGCCACCGCCACACAGUGCGAUGGAUCAUUGCUGCCCACUAGUACAAACGAUUGGAGUCUCUUGGCGGAACCGGUGCGAGCGCGAUUGUCAUCGUUGGGCUAUGAUUGUCUCGGAAUCGCCGAUCAACUACAAGUGCAAGUCAUUGCAGAACAGCCCGUCGUCAAUCCGAUCAGUAAUGCUACCAACACCAACAGCAGCAGUACUACCAACGCCACGACCAUCGCACCCAACAACAGUACACUGGAUCAGAAUAUGACUACUACUACUUCUGCACUCAAUAAUACCGGUACUAAUACCACUGGAGGAAAUGCCACCAUGGCAGGAAACCAAACCAUGGCGCCUACUGCCAACCAAACGCUUGGUAAUGCGACGGUGCCGCCAAAUGUAACUCUUGCUCCCAAUGCGACAUUGGCUCCCAACAUUACAUUAUCUCCAAAUAAUACACUGGCUCCAAACAUUACACUGGCUCCCAAUGCCACUGUGUCUCCCAAUGCCACUCUGUCUCCAAAUAGUACUCUCCCUCCAAACGCUACACUCUCUCCAAAUGCUACCUUGGCUCCCAAUGCCACUCUUUCCCCCAACGCUACACUGGCUCCCAAUGCAACCAUGGCUCCAAAUACAACCAUGGCUCCAAAUAGUACUCUUUCUCCCAAUGCCACUCUCUCGCCAAAUAUUACUCUCUCGCCAAAUGCCACACUGGCUCCCAACGCUACCUUGCCACCAAAUGUUACUCUUUCUCCAAAUUCCACACUGGCUCCAAAUGCUACUCUUUCUCCAAAUGCCACACUGCCUCCAAAUGCCACACUGCCUCCAAAUGCCACCCUAGCACCCAAUGCUACCUUGCCUCCAAAUGCUACGCUCCCACCAAACAUCACCGCACCUCCAAACGCGACUCUGCCUCCAAAUACUACACUACCUCCAAAUGCCACCUCAGCACCCAAUAUCACUGCGCCUCCAAAUGCCACCUCAGCACCCAAUACUACUCUGCCUCACACAACUGCAGCUCCUACACCCAUUGAUGAUACUCUGCUUCCUCCCGAAAGCACCACGCCUUCACCAACCCCCCUUCCCGCCACAACUACACCGCCUACCUCUGUGGCCCCCACGGCCCCGCCAUCAACAUCACCACCAUCGACCGUUUCACCGACAACCGCUCCUCCAACAGCGGCACCUUCCACGGCAGCCCCGACAGGAACACCCCAGCAAGUCACAACCUACAAUUCGUGGGUCAUGAGCAAUAGCGCUGGACUCACGGCGGCCGAUCUCUUGUCGGAUCUGGGGGGUGUCACCAGUGCCUAUGAAGCAUUCACAAUCGAUGUCGUGGAUCAAAUGUCAGCUUCUCGAGUAGCUCGUGGUCGUCUUAGAACAAGAAUGCUUCGUGGAAGAAGGCUUGCCGUUUCCAUUCAGACGAGAAGCACUUCCGUCUACAACUUGGCAGACUCUGCCUGCCCCAGUACGGCGCCCGCAAAUUCCAACUGUUUGAUUGCCUUUGGCGGACUCAACUUGACAGUGACAGAUGAAGAUCCAGCCGUAGUGGCAUCGGAAUAUGAAGUCCUAUCCCAGAAUGAGAUUGACAGCGGUCUGUUGCAAACCAAAUUCAAUCAAGAGGAUCCGGGGAAUUUGUGGAGUGUAGAAGGGUCGUCCACUCCGGUCACGCCCACAGAGGGUGCCAUCACGCCACCGGAAGAAGGGACGACAGGGACCCGCGGUGGAUCCGAUCUGAAUCUUGGUUUGAGCAUUUCGCUUGCUGUCACAACGUUCCUCGUUGUCCUGAUCUGCCUCUUUGUCAUUCUGCCAUCAAUCCGCAAGAAGCGGGAGGAAGAGGAGGAAAAGAAAGAUGCACUCCAUGCGUUGCGAGAAGCCGAAUUGAUGCAUUUAGCAUGCGUGGCAAAGAAGGAAGCACUCGACAAACAGGAGAACAAACCUGCUCCUGGCCCUCCUUGGCCAGGAGCCAAACAUGACGAAGAGGACAAUCCGUACCGCAAACUUGUGGAGCAUACCAUGGAUGAAAAUUGCCCAGAGUUUCUGUCCGAGUUGGACUCCCUUCUACACCAAUUUCAAGGGCGCGAAGAAGACUUGAUUGCCAUUCUCAAGGAUUACAAAGAGGAAGAGAGUCUGCUGAAUGAAUCCUCGGAGGUAGAUGUAUUCGACGACAGUUUCACAUCAUCAGAAGAAUCUGUUGCAAACGAGCCUAGCGUGGCAGAAGAUGUACCGGUUGCGUCGGUAGAAGUUUCCGAUAGUUUUGAAGAAGUCGAUGAUUUUGAAGACGCCGACGACAAAGCUGAAGAAUGGGAAUCAGAUAGUGAGUCAGGCGUUGCCGAAUCCAGAGCUGCGCUUGAACCACCGGAGUCUCGAGACCCUGCACUUGAUCCACCCGGGGAGGACGGCAAUGCAGGGAAAGAAACCACGUUAGAACCUGAGGAAUCAUACAGUCUCAAGCCAGAUCCCGAAGAGGAAACUGAGUCUGAACCCGAGCCUGAUUCGGACUCUGAUUAUGACAACAUGUUUGACUGGGUACUUGGCAAGAGAGAGAAAGCAUUCCUUGAUUCAGACUCUUGUACUUUUGAUGACAGCCUAGACGGCGAGGCUGGUGCGGCUGAUAAUGACAAGCAGAUGUUGAGUUGGAUACUUGACCGGAGAGAAAAGGCGUUCAUUGAUGAUGACUCUGAUAGUUCUCAUGACGACUCAGAAGUUGGGGCCAAUGACAGACUCAUUGUGCUCGAAUCAGAACCGGAGCCUGAACCUGAGUUAGAAACUGUGCUUGAACCGGAGCCAGAACCAGAGCCACCCAGAGAACCCACGCCUCUUCCGAGAGAACCCACUCCUCCUCCACGAGAGCCAACGCCACCGCCAGAACCAGAACCACCAAGAGAGCCAACUCCUCCGCUUAGAGAGACAUCUCCUCCACCGCUGGAACCGCCUAUCCCCCAUGCUUCGCCACCGGCAAAGGAAGAGCAGACACAGCAUGAUGACGAUACAACAGAGAGUGACUUUCUUUCAUCGGAGAGUGAUGACAGUUCUCUGGGGUACAAAGUCAAGUGGACACAAAAGAAUGGAUGCUGGUUUUCCGAAAAAAUCUGGGAUGGGCAGGAAGACGAUGAGAGUGAAUCCAGUGGUUACAUCAGUACAGAUAGUGAAGAUGAGGUUGUCUACCAUGAAAAUGGAGAUGUAGUGGAUGAAAGCUCAGCAUUCCACUGGGUAAGGAAUUGUGGGGCAUGGGCAAAGGAGAUGGAAGACCAACAACAAGGAGGGAACCUGCUGGAUGCAGAUGAUGACAGCAGCAGCUAUGCAAGCACCGAAUCUGAUGAGGAUGAAGGUACACCGAUAAGGUGGGCUUGGAGAAAUGGUGGGUGGGUCCAAGAGGUUGAAGAUGAUGAACUCGAAAGUCUAGGCUAUUCCACUGCGAGUAACAACUAGCUAGUCUGAUGUAAAACAUGGCAUAGAAGUUGUUUCCUUUACAGUGUAGAUCAAGCUUCUGUUGGACCCACUCAGCCUGCCAUCUCUUUGCUAUGCAAUGCAUCAUGGUAUCAGGCUCACCACAAAAUAAAAGCUAUCAAGGCCAGUACAAAAACACAGUUGAGGAUGCAAUCCUGGGAAGCGGUGGCAUGUCCAUAUAUACCUCGGCAGUCUUGCUGCCAGAGCCCUCAACCCCUUUAAUUGUUUUUCCUGCUACGGUGGUCCCUGCAGGUAUAAGGGUAGGGUUAGAAUACAAAUAAGUCAGCAAAAACUUAGCUAGGAUGGUGCAAACCAGCUAAAGCAAUUUACAUCCAUCCUAGUAGGGGGAUCUGCUUCUACCAGGAAAAACUCUAAAGCCAGCGAAAGCUAUAUAACUAGUAUUCUAGCUAGCUAGGGGUGUCUGCUUCUAGCUUGCUAUGGGAAUCUGCUUCUAGCUAGGGGGGAUUUGCUUCUAGCUAGCUAAGCACAAGUUAAGCACUAGCUAAGCACUAGAC